AUGCCACUCUCAAAUGAUCAAGAAAUAGGUGAUGCAGACCUAGUUAAACACUUCGGUUUGCAUUGUUUCUGGAUAGAAAAUUCGUCGUUCCAGUCACUCGUGCAUAUACCUGAGGAGCACCCACACCACAAUGCGAUCAAGAAUCCACCAAGAGAGGGAGAACAAGAAGUCUCCAAUUCCAAGACAGAGCUCUGGCAAAAAGAAUCAUGCAUAUGCCUCCAAGCACAUGAGCAUCAGAAUAAAGAGCCUGCCGCCAGUACUGACACACCUUGCGCAAGCACACUCCAAAGUGCGCUCCGAAAGACAAUUGUCGUUUUUAUGUACACGAUGCUUGGAUGUAUCUGUGACGCUAUCCUGCGGUUUUGUAUGGGGUUGUGGAUAUGGAGGGCCUUUAUCAUUUCCUUACCAUUUUCUUACACGCCAACCCCAGUAUUAUUCGAACACACCUCUGUUGCGACACAGGGUAGCCUUCACCUCUCCCUGCCCCACACUGUCCCUACAACCACUGACUUGCAUUCCGCCAUGCCACCAGUGGACUUCUUACUAGCAUGUCAAAAAUCAUUGGAAGAACGCGUCGAGUAUUUGGAAAUCAAUCUCCAUGAGUCUCGUGACUUAAUCGUCGCAAUGGACUGCGCACAUCCUCAGUGCGAUUUUGCACUCAGAGGUGCUGGAGCAGAGAUAAUCAAACAGCUCACAUCCACCAAUCAGCUACCUGCUAAAACACUCCCAUCCUGGUUCUCAGAGGUCCUACUAGGGUGGGACUUGUCCUAUCCAUCCGCCAAUCUUCCCACUGUGGUCAUCGAUGGAGAUCUAGCUGUUGGCAACUGCUGGUCCUUUUUGGGAUAG
Messenger RNA from Suillus discolor, 846 nucleotides. RefSeq lists its product as uncharacterized. NCBI's taxonomy places the organism in Eukaryota, Fungi, Basidiomycota, Agaricomycetes, Boletales, Suillaceae. Bases 1 to 846 code for a protein of 281 amino acids. The record is from RefSeq and is a predicted model, not a curated record. The transcript has 3 exons.